This is a messenger RNA of Symbiodinium sp. CCMP2592, 1602 nucleotides long. NCBI's taxonomy places the organism in Eukaryota, Dinophyceae, Suessiales, Symbiodiniaceae. The record is from the annotation of a GenBank genome assembly.
AUGUCUCCGUCGCAGCCGCACUCAGGCAACUCUGACAACUUCUGGACAUAUGUUGUUGAUGGCCUGUCCACGGAAGAUGCUACUUUUUUGCAUGCCUUGGCCGUCAAGAUCUUGCUGCACAACGCCACUGGCUUUCACCGCCGUGUUGUACAUCCUUUGCAGUCAUUUCCUCACCGACUGCUGUGGUUCACCUUCUCUUCUCCCGACAAGUGCUGUGAGCGACGCAUUGCUCUCGCCAGGGAGUUGCUGAACACACCGGAUGCGUCGUUGGAAGUGAAUGCACGCAAAGUGAAGCAUCGAUUCCAGAGUGCACUGCAGAAAACGCUCAAAUCCGGACUCUGCUCCCGCAGGUUGUACUGGUUACUGAAGUGUGCAAGCAUCCUCUGGAAAUCAGACGUGAGGGAGAACGAGCGCCUCAACAAAAUGGUUGCUCUCUUACGAGAUCGAUGCCCCAACUGCAGUUUGGACCUCCGCAGUGCGCGGGUGGGCCUCAAGUACCUUCUCGGUGAGGCAGGGGAGGGGACAGGCAAAAGCUCUGCCAAGUGGUCCACAUUUCGGCCUGUUGCCGAGAGGGUGCGGCAUCAGUGCCUUGAAGUUUGGGACCAGGUGGGGCAUGUGCAGUCGGAUCCCAGCCGGUGGCACCCCAACCACCCCAAUGCUAGUCUCACUAGCGAGGAGGUGAAGAAAAUUUGCAACAAAAUGCAGCCGCACCUCAACACCACCACCCUCCGGCACAUUUGGGCAGCCAGCUACUCGGCACAGGUGCAUAAGGAGCUCGACUGCAGCGAUGAAUCUCUUCCGGUGGUCUUCGUCAUCGGGGUUAAGCAUCAGGGCCAAAGCAAAUCUUCGUUUACCUUCUGGAUUGCCGGAGAGAAGGUCCGCAACAGGUACGUAGUCUGCCCAGCCCAGCAUGCAUGCAGCCGGUUGACCUGGAGGCUGCAAAGCUCACAGCCUUUCGUUGCCGUGCUCAAGGAGCAGUACGAUGCGGUGAAGGCAGGCUCAGCCGUGAGGGUCAUGCAGUGCCACAUCACCGAGCUGGGUUGCGACGGUCCGGUGACGUCUGCCACGGUCUCCACACCAAAGCCGCUCAUCACGCUGGAGCCUCCCAAUCAAGCUUUUGUGGCACAAGCCACUGGUCGGAAGGCGGAGGCGCGUGAUGGCGGCGACGAUGAUGGUGAUGUGGACAGCGACACGGACGUUGAGUCGGGUGUCUCGGACGAGACUGCUCGUUUGCUGCAUCUUGGUGCUGCGGCAGCCUUCGAUCCAGAUGUCAUUGGCGGCGGGAAUGAUGAGCUGGAGGAGCAGUUUGAGAAUCGUCUGCGGGCAGAGGCUGACGAGGACUUGGUAACACAGCAUGAGCAGGAGGCAGUUCUACGGCAAAUGGAACGCAAAGAAUUCAACAUGGACGAUCCACAGCAGCAGCUGGAGAUUGCUGCCUUGGCAAGACAAUCUGGCAUAGAUGCCGUGGAUGCGGCCGUGGAGAUUGCAGUGGCACGGGAAGCGGGCGUCUCCGCGACAGAUUCACCCAGGUCCUCUGGUGACUCAGUCGGCAAGCAGUCAAUUGAAUAUUUGGCUAACAUUAAUAAUUGUCCAUCUAAAUAA